UCGUUCUCAUGAUAAGGCCCUCCGUACUCUUCCCGGCCGUACUUUGCUUAAUCCGGCGAAAGGUCGGCUCAAAGAUCUAGGAAGCCGUGCCAUCUCCGUCGCCACCGAGCUCCGGCGACCACCAUGGCAUCUCUCGUUCCGACGCCAACCAUGCCGGAGAGGCAGCAACGCCAGACGACAGGAACGAUAAUCUUCAGCUACACCUGCGUCGGGCUCACGGGCAGUGCGCUCGUUGCCGUCCUCGUCUUCUACUGCUACAACCACUCCCGCCGACGAGCGCCGGUCAGCGCCGCCGGGGCCGGGGUGGAAGGCAAUCCAGGAGCAGGCGACCACCACCAUGUUGGCGUCGACGUCACCAAGCUCCCGGAGUACGCCUACACCCAGUCGUCGAGGCGCAGGGGCAACGGCGGCGACGGGGCGCAGUGCUCGGUGUGCCUCGGCGCGGUGCAGCCCGGCGAGAUGGUGCGGCGGCUGCCCAUGUGCAAGCACCUGUACCACGUGGAGUGCAUCGACCUGUGGCUGGCGUCUCACGCCACGUGCCCGAUCUGCCGGUCGGACGUCGAGCCGGCGGCGGACGGCCAGGCAGAGCCGACGACGACGCAGCCGCCACAGGCGCUGCCGCCGGUGUAGUUCGUCGGCGCCGGUCAUGUGUUUGCUCCUGCGACGGGGACGUUAACUAGCAGCUGUGUAAUGCAUUUGUAUAUACAUCAGGAAUGUGUUGCGUUUUCAAGUUUCAAUCGUAUAUACUCCAUUUCGAUCAGGAUCUUCUCCUCAAUUAAUUUGCUACCUACUCGUCGACUGCAAAUUUCAAGCUCAGCAUACGC
This is a messenger RNA of Panicum hallii, 824 nucleotides long. RefSeq names its product RING-H2 finger protein ATL39-like. NCBI's taxonomy places the organism in Eukaryota, Viridiplantae, Streptophyta, Magnoliopsida, Poales, Poaceae. The record is from RefSeq and is a predicted model, not a curated record. The transcript has a single exon. Bases 124 to 630 code for a protein of 168 amino acids.